Messenger RNA from Asterias rubens (European starfish), 1885 nucleotides. Its product is annotated as ribosomal RNA processing protein 36 homolog. The coding region runs from base 111 to 887 and encodes 258 amino acids. Lineage: Eukaryota; Metazoa; Echinodermata; Asteroidea; Forcipulatida; Asteriidae. The transcript has 10 exons. Gene Ontology annotation, biological process: maturation of SSU-rRNA from tricistronic rRNA transcript (SSU-rRNA, 5.8S rRNA, LSU-rRNA). The record is from RefSeq and is a predicted model, not a curated record. Gene Ontology annotation, cellular component: 90S preribosome; nucleolus.
GUUGACUUGUGUUGCAAAAUACAGCAAAAUGGCUGCGCCCACAUGUCUCUCUGCUGAGUGAGGACGAAGGAGGUGUUUAAAAACAACUUAUACUAGAAACCUUCUUCGAAAUGGACCCAAUGGAAGAGUCAUCGUCAUCGGGAUCGAGUGAAGACGAGGACUUUCAAGAAGAAGAAGUGGAGAAAGAAGACAGCGCCCUCGAUCUCAUAAGAAAAGAACUAUCUGAGGUGCCCUUUGAAGAUCUUCAUAAAUUACAAGAAAGAGUCGGGUCCAAAGUGUAUGACAAAGCUCUGUUUGGCAGUAAAGAAAAAGCGUCUAGUUCAACUACACAGCAUGACUCAAGACGAAAGAAAUUCAAACGAGCUAAUAAGAACAGACCGCAAGAGGUAACCUCCAAAGUCCCAGUUUCCCGGUUCAGAAAUGUCAUCGCAGUCAAGGAGUCGGUACGGAGGGAUCCUCGUUUUGAUGAUCUGUCUGGACAAUACAACGAGGCAGCCUUCAAUUCAAACUAUUCAUUCAUGGAAGGUGUCCGCAGGAGAGAAUUAACGGAAGUGAAAAAUGAAUUGAAAGAAGCUACAACUGAGGAGAAGAAGGAGGAGUUAUUGAGACUCAUGCAGAGAAUGAAACAGCAAGAGAUUGAACGAAAACAGAAACAAACAGAGAAAGAGGCGUCCACAGAGCACAAGAAAAAAGAGAAGGAACUGGUGAAGCAGGGCAAGAAACCAUUCUUCCUUAAGAAAUCUGAACAGAAGAAGGUUGAGCUGGCGAACCAAUACAUGAAGCUGAAGCAGAGUGGAAAGCUGGACAAACAUCUCGCCAGAAAACGAAAGAAGAAUGCGACCAAAGACAGGAAACAUCUUCCAAAUCUUCACUCACAGCAAACAUGACAUAGUGGAGUUUAAGCAACAUUAUAUAUAGGAGAAAAGUAGUCGCUACUGAAAGAACAUUUUGAUGAAAGUUUUAAAUCACAUAUCAUGACCAUGACCCUCCUAAAUGCGUUCUCUUUGCCGAAAUUAAGGAUUUGGAAGGACUGAGGGGUGUAGGCUCAAGUAACGAUUGCCUAUCACUGGGUCAACAGGCAUUCAUUCCAGUCUUAUCGAACUCCAAAAAAGUCAGUGUGGAGUGACAUGGGAGAGGAAAAUAUAAGACGGUUGAGGUCUCCUGUAGGCAAAAAGGCCCAAGGAUUUUUUUAAGAAGACCCCUCAUGUUUCACAGACAUCCUUUGGAAAAGUUUAUGCACUGCGUAGUUAAUGUAAGAAAUUUGUCGAGAGUGCUUGACCACUCGGCCACAACUUUUAAAGUGAAUGAAGUUUAGCUCUGUGAUCAUCUUCGUCAGGAAUUUUAUCUCCAAGUUUGAGGUUGGUGAACUAGACUCAUGCAUUGUCAGUUCCACAAAGGGUUUACUCCUAGUAAACAAAUCCAUUGAGAGAGGCUACACUCAUUACUCAUCCUCAACACCAAUGAUGAGAAUAACCCAUAAGCGAUAUGGAUUAGUCAAUAUCAUGGGCGGCCAUCUUGUGUUUUCUUCCAUUCAAACCAAUGUAACCAAACUGAGGCUGGAGGGUAAAAAUAGUUAGGUGCUCUUUCACCAUAAUGGGAAUAAUAGGAAACAAGACAAAGAUGGUUGCCAGCAGGAUAGAUGUCUUUAAGUGACUGGAUUGAAUGACGGACUGUAAUUUUAAGGGGCAUCUUUUUAGUGGCCAGAUUAAUUGUAGUGUUUGAAAUAUUAAACAAACAUGUUUUUGCGUGGUCUGUCAUGGUCAACAAAGCUAAGCAGUGCCAAACUCUGUAAUCCUAAAGGUUCUUUUUAAAGGCAUUUCUAAUUUAUGUUUACCAAUAAUGCUGUACAAAUAACACCGUUGCCUACUAUGUACCUGAAACUCAA